GCUGCUAGGCUGGUGGCUCACUUUUGCUUGCUGCCUUUUCCUGGCUGCAGGCUUGGGGGAUCAUCAGUCUCUCUGGUGGUCACACUGGCUUUCAUCUGCGGUGACAGAAGGAGAAGGGAGAAAGAAGCCAGCCUCACUGCUGCCACAGAACCCCCUCCAGCCAGGUAUGCCUCCUCUCCCAGCUGAACUGGGAACUGUUGGUUCCAGCUCCCAGAAGGACCAAGCGCCAGAAGAGCUCUGCCUUGAGAGCCUGGAAAACCUGCACCUGGCACCUCGGAGGGUCUCUGGUGGACUCACCUGUACAGAAUGUUGGGUGCAAGCAGAUGAUCCCAGGCCCCAGAGGAACCUGUCCAAGCGGGUUUUCAAUGGCACCAGGAGCCCCAGCACUAAAUGAUGAAGAUUUGUCAAGGGAGACAGAAGCCUUCCAUCAGGAUAACAGAUAACAUAACCAUGAAAAACUCAACAUCGUUGGCUGGCUACCAAGCCCUCAAAGACAACAAAAUCAUCAACAACAAUAGCCAGGGAGCCCCUUCUAGGCACGAGCAAGGACAGUGCCCUCAACUUCCUUGGACCCCCCCACCCAUGUAUUACCUUGGAGUUCACUCUAGCCCAGAGAGGUGAAUCCUGUUAAAACCAGGGACUAAAGCACAGAGAGGCCAAGUGAUUUGCCUGAGAUUACACAAAAAUAAAAAGAAAGUGCUGGAUUAAAACAAGCGGCAGGCUUCAGAGACUGAGUCGCUAACUUGGUACUUUCCAGGUACUAACGCAUACCACAGUCACGUGGAUGUCUUGUUAAAUGGCUGUUGUCUUAUUAAAGUUCUAUUUCAGCAGGUCAGGUAAAUCCUGCAUUUUUUUUUUAUAAGUUCCCAGGGGAGACCCAUGCUGCUAACUGGAGGACCCAGAAGCAAGUCACUCAGCCCCUCUGAGGUUCCAUUGUGGAGAUGAAGCCCGCCAGUGUCCAUUUACUGAUGGCAAUUCAGAAGAAAUGAUGUAACCUAGUGAAGUCCUUAGCCCAACAUCCAGAACAAUCACCAGCAGUGAAGAAUACAUACUGUCACUACCAUUCAGGGGAGAACUGCAAGGAAAAGUCCACAUCAGGUAUUUACUGACUCUUAGUAUCUUUGAGAAUGAGGCCCUGACACUCUGCUAGGCACUGAGAAGGCAAGAGACUAUUCUGCUCUCUACAAAGUUGGAUGGAUUUCCUCUUCAGCUCAGAACAGGUGGCCGCAGCCCCUGUCCGGGGACCUGUGCCAAUGACCCUAGUGGCGGUUUCGCUUUCUCCCCUCGCGGCGGUGUGAACGUGUGUCCACAGCGUGAUGGGCAACCAGGUGGAGAAACUGACCCACCUAAGUUACAAGGAAGUUCCAACGGCCGACCCUACUGGUGUGGACCGGGACGACGGUCCCCGCAUCGGUGUCUCUUAUAUCUUUUCCAAUGACGACGAGGACGUGGAGCCACAGCCACCGCCCCAAGGGCCGGAUGGCGGUGGUUUGCCUGACUGUGGGGAGCGGCCGCCGCUACCCCCGCCGCAGCCUUACGACCCGCGGCUACACGAGGUAGAGUGCUCAGUGUUCUAUCGCGACGAGUGCAUCUACCAGAAAAGCUUUGCGCCGGGCUCGGCGGCGCUGAGCACUUACACACCGGAGAACCUGCUCAACAAGUGCAAUCCAGGCGACCUGGUGGAGUUUGUGUCUCAGGCGCAGUACCCGCACUGGGCGGUAUACGUGGGCAACUUCCAGGUGGUCCACCUGCACCGGCUGGAGGUGAGCAACAGCUUUCUGACUGACGCGAGCCAGGGCCGACGCGGCCGUGUGGUCAACGAUCUGUACCGCUACAAGCCUCUGAGCCCCAGUACCGUGGUGCGCAACGCGCUGGCGCACGUGGGCGCCAAGGAGCGCGAGCUCAGCUGGCGCAACUCAGAGAGCUUUGCCGCCUGGUGCCGCUAUGGCAAGCGCGAGUUCAAGAUCGGCGGCGAGCUGCGCAUUGGCAAGCAGCCCUACCGCUUGCAGAUUCAGCUCUCGGCUCAGCGCAGCCACACUCUGGAGUUCCAGAGCCUGGAGGACUUGAUCAUGGAGAAGCGGCGUAACGACCAGAUUGGACGCGCGGCGGUACUGCAGGAGCUCGCCAUGCACCUGCACCCAGCGGAGCCGGAUGAGGGCGACAGCGAUGCGGCGCGGACUACGCCGCCUCCCAGGCCCACCCCUUCACCAGGCUUGGAGGGGGAGGAUGGAGAGGCAGUGGCACACUGACGGGCGAGUGGAGGGCAGCGCUGCAAAAGGGAGCUAUUUGCAGUAGCUGCUGCCCCUUUUCAUCUCCUCUUCCUCCCUUCCUCCCUCCUUCCUCUGCCGCCACUUGGGCCCCACUGGGAUUCCUGGGCCCUUUGGAAAAUGGAGAGUUGGAGAAAUACGCAGCCGGCUGUGAACAGGGAAGGAGGAAGGGAACAGAGGGAGCAGGUAGGAGUACUUUUGAGUGGAUAGUAUUUCCUUCCAGGCCCCCUCAGGCUUGUCUUCCUUUCUGUUGUGGGAUGAACUGAACGAUAAGACUUGCUUAAUCUGGGUUCAGAAUCGACCCUUAAACACGCAAGGUUGGAGAAAAGUUCAGAGUACCUAUCAGAGCCCUGCCAUUGCCUCUGCUUUCCCGUCUACACUGAGCUCGGAGCAUGCCUGGUACAAAGGCCAGAGGGGGGUUGGGGAGGCGCCACCAUGGCCAGCGCCUAGAGCUGCUUUUCAUCUUCCCCCGCUGAGCUGUGAGUGGGAUCCAGAAGGCUGGUGUGAUUUAUUUUAUGGGAUUCCUGGGGCGCUAGGCUGGUGAAACCAUGACGUGGUCUGUGACCAUCAGACCAAAACCAAGCAUCCCCCUAUUAAGUGUAACAAAUAGUUGAACAAACUACCUCCCUUCUCCAUCCUCAAGUAAUUCGUCUUCCGGAGCUUAGUCUCUUGCUCCACCCGCCCCUUUCCAGGUUACAAGUAAAUCAUUGUCAAGGGCCAGUCAGGGGAAGGAUUCAAUUAAGGUUCAGUUCUGCGCCUUUGUUUUUCUGCCUGCUGUUGUAGGCACUUAGAGCUGCAGUUAUUUGUUAGCAAAGGAGAGAAUAGCCCUUUGUGUCUGUGAUCUAAUUAAACCUGCUUUUGCUGGUCCACAGGUCACAGAUGGGGUUGGCUUGUGCCACCCCAUAAAGUAUCCACUAGGGAAGCAGCUGAACGGUGCUGCCCUGGCAAGAAUUAGUUAAUUUCCUCUUUGACUUCCUUCCUGCCCUUUCAAAAAUAGCUUUGGUGGUGAUCCUGUGAUUUUUCUUCCUUUUUAAAAAAUUUUCCUCUCACUGGCCCAUCUCCCUCACCUUCUCUCCUGUUCUGCUGCUGGUGGUAAAAUCUUGGGCUUGAGACCUGUUUCAUUAGGAGGAUACUUAUUUUGCCAGCCACACUUGAUGCAUUUUAAUUCAAGGGGCAAAGUCUUAUUAAUACUGCGACAGUCUCCUUGUUGCUUGGAGAGCACCCCUUCAGAGCCUUUGCAGUUAAGAGGGGUGACCUCCAUUACAGAUGCCACCUGGUGUAGUCAGCACAGAAUCUGAUGACAGCCCUAAAACAUAGGUUGGUAGCUAUGGCACCUGGUAGUGGCAGCCUAACAGCUGGAAUAGAGCCCUACUUGAGUAAUCCACAACCACCUUUUCAUCCUUGGGCUUUUUGCUUGGAGAGCUCUAAAUCAAGGCAGUGAGACUUAAGGAUUUUCUUGUCUGCUUCCUUUUUUCAGACAUAGAAGUUGAGGCCAUAAUUUUUAAAUGCCCAGAUCUUCUUAUAUCCCACCAUGAAACCUUUCUGUCAUAGGGCAUUAGCUAUGCUCCUAAUUUAACAAUGAUCACCAAACAGGUCCUGUUCCUUUGAUUGUUAAAAGUGAACCACACUCUAGCCCUGCUGGACUUUGAAGGAAAACCAGUCUCCCUUGGAAAUGGAGGUCUAGUUUUCAUGUUUAAUACUCACAGCUUUGCAUUCAUAUUCUCUCGCUCAUGGAAGAGCAGUACAAGUUAAAAUUGGGUGAAGACAUUUAGGAGAAUUUAUAUCUAACAGAUGGGAGGACCACUGUCCAGGUGGUAGGAAAUAAAAGAAAAAGUUGUCACUGCCCCACAACUCUGGGCUAGAGAACACCCCCUCCACCUCCGUCUGCUGGUCACACUGAGUGUAGCAGUGAGUGUGUUUUGUUCAAAAUGAGAUGCCUUGAAAGUCUCAACUUGAAGGAAAAGCGCCUAUAAAACCCACUGAGCUACUGUGUGCUCAGUUAAGGAGCAGACCACUCCAAGAAGAGGCUUUUGAUAAUGGCUUGAAAAUGGACUAGAAUAGGAAAUAGAUCUGUGCCAGAUGAUCCUUCCUGGAACAUAGUGCCAGUGUUUCUACGGGGCACCAGAGAUGCUAAAUGUGUAAUACUUAGGAAUAGGGGAUUCCACUGGAAAUUUUUUUAGGCGUAUAAUGCUUAAAGAAAAGCCACAACCAACUGGUGAAGGCUCCAAGAAAGAGGGUCAGAUCAACUCUUGGUUCUUAAGAUGGCAGUGUUGUGGAGAAGUGAUUCUUUUUUUUUUUUUUUUUUUUUAAUGCCCUGGCAAUGGCUACAUCUGGCACUUUAGAAAAAAAUACAUAUAUAUAUUUAAUAAUUUUUGUUUCUCCUUAGGAAUAAGACUUUAAAACUAUUUUGUACUGUGAAUUACGGAUGCUCUUUGAAGGAAAGAAAUAUCGAUUCCAAUAUUCCUCAGAAGCUCUGGCAGGGAUAAGCAGGACAUCGACUGGAACGUAGGCUAAAUGAAACCAGACAAAUUCUAUUUUCUUACCUGAGCAAAUAUUUUAUUGAGACUGCUUAUGUGUGUCAAAGAAGCCCACAACUUCAGCUACACAACUUUUUAUAUUAAAAGAACUCAUAGUUUUUGUAGCUUUUAUUCCACAUUUAAUUUAAAAUGACUUUGUAGCACUAAAAUGCCUAGCAGAAGACUUUAUUCCAGACCUUUAAGAAAAUUUUUAGUUUUUAUGAGGAAAAACACUUCAGUGGUUAUACUUCUUGUGUCCCUGGUGCUUCGGGCCCUAAUAGCACCAUUGGACCACAUGACAACCACAUGGAACAUAUUUUUUGGAAGCAAAACUUUUAAUUUUAUAUGACAUAUGCUAUGGAGAGCUAAGAAAAUUUAAGGACUAUUUUGUUUUGUUUUGUUUUCCUUAACACUGAGAUUCACUGUGUUGAAGACUCUUGAUAUUAUGUGCUUGUCUAACCAUUUUUUACAAAUUAGAAUACAAUCUUGUGUGAUCACAGUCGUAAGAUUUGUUUGGAAAGUUAGAUUUUACUUGUGAAUUUUUUUUUUUUUUUUUUUUUAAUCAGGAUAACUCUAACUUGACUGGUUUAUUCAAUUUUUCAUUAUGUUGUUUUGUUCUUGUGAGCCAUGGAGAAUUACACUAACAGGAUGAACUUCUUAUGCAUUUUAUUUCCCAGUAAACUGUAUAAACCUUAUUUUUUGUUGAAGGUUUUAUGUUAAAUCAAUGUUAUGUUCUUAUACCACUUCUUGAGAAGGAAGUUCCAAUUUGAAAUUGUAUCAUUUCCUUCAAAAUGAAGGGCAGUGCUUAGUUAAAUAAAAGAUUGAUGAUAUCUUUUAAGCCA
This is a messenger RNA of Marmota monax (woodchuck), 5625 nucleotides long. It is a transcript of the gene Lratd2, whose product is annotated as LRAT domain containing 2. The record is from RefSeq and is a predicted model, not a curated record. Lineage: Eukaryota; Metazoa; Chordata; Mammalia; Rodentia; Sciuridae. The transcript is spliced from 2 exons. The coding region runs from base 1317 to 2249 and encodes 310 amino acids.